Platichthys flesus (European flounder) is the source of this 7035-nucleotide messenger RNA. RefSeq lists its product as uncharacterized. The transcript is spliced from 2 exons. The coding region runs from base 145 to 2727 and encodes 860 amino acids. The record is from RefSeq and is a predicted model, not a curated record. NCBI's taxonomy places the organism in Eukaryota, Metazoa, Chordata, Actinopteri, Pleuronectiformes, Pleuronectidae.
AGAAAUAUAUGGAUACAAACACUUGAAUGCUCUACCGCCAGCAGGGAGUUUUUUUUGAGGAUUCUAGAGGACUUGGUCUAACCAACUACAGAGAAUACUUAUGGACUUUUGGCGGCAUCCUUUGUGUCACAUUUAAAUGCAAAAAUGGGCUGUUCUCCAUCCAAAGGAAAGUUAUUUUCAAAGCAAGAAGGCCCUGGACUUCAAAAAGCUCUUCUAGUUGAACCCUCAAAGGACAGUGUGAAUUCUAGACCUCCAGAGGAGGUGAACUCAUGUUUGAGGACCAAAGAGGAAGAUAAUGAACUUCCACUACCCACUGAAGAACAUUCUACCAAAAAUACAGCAGGGUGUCAGUUGGCCUCUGACACAUCUGUCCAAAAUAUACUGGACACUAAAGAAGCAGAGGUGAAUGUGACUUACCAAGAGGUAGUACAAAACGACAAGAGCACUGGGAGGAAAAAUAAAGGUAAUAGCAGAACUACUGAAAAGAAGAGGAUGCCCUCUGUUCUUCACAAAAACGUGGAUUUCCCCCCAGCCAUGGUGAGGGCUCACCAAGCAGCAUAUGCCUUCAUGAACCAAAAUAUCUCUAAAUAUGAGACCCUGUUAGGCCUGCUGGACCAGGCUGCCCAGACACAGUUGUCUCUCCAGCCCAUGAUAUCUGCUUUGAUUUUGCGAUUUGAGGAGAUAAACCAGGCACUAGAGGAAAUGGCUGAGGAGGGGGAAUUGAUGUGGAAGGAACAUGGGGACUACAUGGCCAUACCUUCUGGGAUGAUGACCCCUCCUGUUAUGUCAGUUAAACCUGGCACUGACGCAGCCGACACUUCUGAUCCACCUCCAAAUCUAUUACAACAACUGCUCCAUCAUUCAACCGAGAAAAUUAGGCUUGUGGGGGGCUCAGUCCAGGCAAUAGGUGACACCAAACUGGACCAGGCAGUGGAAUAUUUUUCUUCUAAUUCUAAACUGAUGGUUGAGAAGCUCCAGGCCAAGCAGGACGCAGAACAAAGGUUGACUCAUGUGUUGUCACAAGUAGAGGUAGCUGCCAUGGGGAAGUCUCACACUGGGGACUCUACACUGCACAGUGAGGACAGCGGCAUUGGGGGAGAGAAUGAGAGUCUGCUAGGGUUUGAUAGGCACCACAGCUUCCCUGGAAGUAUAUCUAGCCAAGUAGCCCGAAAUAAAGAUGGUGAUAAGAAAAAAAGGAAGAGGUCAAACUCAUCACCUUCAAAUCUCAGUCAAAACCUUCUCUAUAUGCAUGCAAAAAACAUGGAUAAAGAACCAAUGACUGCUAUCUCUUUAAAAAAGUCUGAACACUCCACCGUAUGUAUCAACAUAAUGAUGGAGCUACAAAAGAGCCAGAAAGACUUGGAUCAGCGAAUGAAAAAGAUGGUUAUAACUGAAGGAAAGAAAGUGUUGGUUGGGCCUCCCUUUAAUCUGUUCAGAGCUGGACUGAGACGACAUUCAUUAAGCGCAUCAGCAGGUGCAGAAAAAGGACGAAUAAUUAAAUCAUCUUGUUGCUUACCAAUGUUAGCACCCCAGCCUCCGAAGCACCAUUCUGUCAGAAGGCUUAUAAAUACCUUUAGCCAAGUGGCUGAUGGGAAGCCAGGGCAGAGACUUGCAAAUGUUCCAUCUCAUAUCGGAAGGAAAAGAAAAUCUGGCAUUGUCCUGUUUACUGACAGAGUAAAGAGUAACGACAGGUGUUUAGUCAUCAAUGGCAACAAUAACAACAACAGCUGGCCUGAUGAAUUGGAUAUGGACAACCUACCACCUCCGCCCCCAGAGGUUCUGCUGGACAACUCCUUCCAGAGUACUGAAAGCAUACCAAGUAAUGUGGAAGGGUUGCUGGGAGACUUGGUUCAGAGUCCCCCAAUGAUAAACCAAAAGACUGGAGUCACCCAGCGCUUGAAGGCUUCUGUGCACAAUGUAGAAGUGCUGCCAAACCGAGAAAAUUUGAGGCACAAAUUGAACAGUGUUGCCCAUCCUGUCAAGAAAGAUGCUGUUACAUCAGCUCAAGAUGAAGAGCAGCAACCAGAAAAUGAUCUUGAUGCAGCAAUGGAGAACGCUAACUGCUUCUAUGAACAAUCCUGCAAGAUCAGACACCAGUUAAAUGCAGCAGAAUCUUCUAACAAGAUAAAUAUGGGAGAAAUGAGAAGCCAAGAACCGCCACCCCAUCAAGCCACAAUGAGCCAGAGAUGUGAAAGCAAAGAAUAUUGUGAGGGUGAGAUUUUCUCUUGUAGCCUGCCUGUGACCGCACCACCUGUCUCUAGAGUCCGCCUACCACCAUAUUGUCCCUCUGUCCAUCACAGAUUUCCAAGCCCUCCUGUGUGUAGACCUCUAACCUCCUCUAAGCCAUCUUCUCGCCCAAGUUCUCCCAGAGCUGUGACACGUGCCAACGACAGCAACACUAAAAAGAUCAUUCCAUCUGUAUCCUUCAAUGAUGCUCGUUUGGUCUUCUGUCAAAGUGAGUCACAUAACUCUCAGACACGCUUGUCAUUGGAAAGUUCUGUGCCUCCCAUACCUUGGGGAGAGGUCUUCCGUGGCAGGAUAACCACAAGAGAGAAAGACAACUCUACCCGCCGCACCCAAUCAGAGCAGAGGCAUAAUUUAACUCAUUCAAAGUUUUCCGAGGAUGGUAGUUCAGCCCCUGCUCAGGAAAAUGGGAGUGAGCCUGAUUCUACAAAAUAUAGGCUGAUGAUGGGAAAUGAUGACCAGUUGGACCUAAGUGUGCUGUGACAACAGCCUAGAGCCCCGCUGUGAUUGGCCAGGGUUUCUAAAGAAGAAUAUCAUGUGGGAAGAGAAUGGAGAAGGGGAUUAUGGAAGAGCGGGCUAGUCAAAUUAAGCCACUGUCUCCUUUCCUUCUUUUCAUAAUAAAAUAGGUUUGUUCUAACUUUGGUUUAAGAGAGCUGGGAGACUUGGUUCAGAGUCCCCCAAUGAUAAACCCAAAGACUGGAGUCACCCAGCGCUUGAAGGCGUCUGUGCACAAUGUGGAGAUGCUGCCAAACCGAGAACAUUUUAGGCACAAAUUGACCAGUGUCUUGCUUGUCCAUCCUGUCAAGAAAUAUGCUGUUACAUCAGCGCAAGAUGAAGAGCAGCAACCAGAAAAUGAUCUUGAUGCAGCAAUGGAGAACGCUAACUGCUUCUAUGAACAAUCCUGCAAGAUCAGACACCAGUUAAAUGCAGCAGAAGCUUCUAACAAGAUAAAUAUAGUAGAACUGAGAAGUCAAGAACCUCCACCCCAUCAAGCCACAAUGAGCCAGAGAUGUGAAAGCAAAGAAUAUUGUGAGGGUGAGAUUUUCUCUUGUAGCCUGCCUGUGACCGCACCAUCUGUCUCUAGAGUCCGCCUACCACCAUAUUGUCCCUCUGUCCAUCACAGAUUUCCAAGCCCUCCUGUGUGUAGACCUCUAACCUCCUCUAAGCCAUCUUCUCGGCCAAGUUCUCCCAGAGCUACGACACGUGCCAACGACAGCAACACUAAAAAGACCAUUCCAUCUGUAUCCUUCAAUGAUGCUGGUUUGGUCUUCUGUCAAAGUGAGUCACAUAACUCUCAGACACGCUUGUCAUUGGAAAGUUCUGUGCCUCCUAUACCUUGGGGAGAGGUCUUCCGUGGCAGGAUAACCACAAGAGAGAAAGACAACUCUACCCGCCGCACCCAAUCAGAGCAGAGGCAUAAUUCAAAGUUUUCCGAGGAUGGUAGUUCAGCCCCUGCUCAGGAGUGAGACUAAUUCUACAAAAUAUAGGUAAUGCUGUGGUUAUAGUUAUUUCUCUUUUCAAAAAGCACUACCUAUCCUAUUUUUUCCAAGUAUGACUUAAUACAAUCAAUAAAUCAAUAUUAAUUGCACAAAAAAAUAUUUUUAAGUCUUUAUUGAACAAAGAGAGCGUUAUUAAUGUAAUGUACUUAAUUUUAGGUCUUUUUUUAUCUAAAUUGUUGUCCCAAUUUACUUAGAAUUGUUAAUUGGAAACAAAAUAAAGAUCAGAUAAUUGUGGGACAGGCAUUAUUGGUAUAUUCAAAUUACCUAGUAAGGUUAGUUUAUCAAUAGGGGGGGGUCAUUUUUUUUAAACAUGUUCUAUUUAUAUACAUCCACUUAUGCUCAAACUUGGAACAAGGGAAGGAUUUUUUUCAUCAUAUAAAUUGUGCACUUAACUGGACAGCACAGUAGACUUGGGACCAGAGGUGAGACAUAAACUUGGACACACAGUUUAAGUCAUAUGUUGAUGCAUUUAUAUGUAAGUCUAGUAUGUCUUUAUACCUCAUGCAUAUACAUGUAUAUAUUCAAUAUACUUGUAUGUUUAAAGAAUAAAGUGAAUAUGUUACUGGUAGAAAAUAGUAAAAAAGUUUGGCUAGUUAGAAGAUCCAAUAAAAAUUACCAGGAACUGACCAACAGCACCUAACCCAAAUAAUGUGCAGAAGAAAAGAGUAAAGAAAAUAAAUGUUUUAAGAUGGGGUAGAGGUAAUGCUGGAUUACUCAACGUUUAAAGCAGGCAACUUCCCUGUACAACGCCCAAAAGAUUUUUUACGAUAAUGUAAUAAUUAAAGCAGUAUAUAAGGAGAGGAGCAUUAUUCUUUGAUUGAAUAGCAGGAUUUCUCUGUGUCCUUAUUUAGAAGCAUAUCUAGCCUAUAUUGUAUGUUAGAUCUCUACAUUUGAUUAGUUUGAAGUUAAAGAUACAUAAACAAAUUCUGCUCUAGCAUCCUAGUGCAACCCCAAAUGUAUUUUUAAAUAACAAACCUGUCAUAAGUACUUCUUCAUAUCUGUUUAAUCCCAUUUUCGACUUUCAUUUUGUUCUGAUACGAGUGAAUAUCUGUUCAAAGCCAGUCUUAUAAUUUUCUUGUUCUUUUUAUUUAUUUAUUGGUGGUGGGGUGGGGGGUUGAUUCUGUUUUGACAAAAUGAUAAAAUAGUAGCUGAGAACACUUCUAGUGAUGGAUUUUUAACAAAACGCAGGAAUGGCUUACCUAACAGCUGAUGAUUGAGAAAGCUCUUAUCUGGUGAAUAUGAAUCAGGAAAUUAAGUUUCUAGACAGCAAAGCUACCUUUCUGGAGAGCUCGGUUCUUUACACACUAGAGUCCCUGGUCAAAUUAGUAAUUGUGAUAAAGAUGAUUUGAAAAUCGUUUUUUGGCUACUAAGUGAGUGUGUGUGUGUGAGUGUGUGAGAGUGUGAGUGAAUGUCAAUUAUACUUUAGAGUGUUUAGAGUUUUUCUUGGAUUUUACCAAAUAGUUGUAUAGAUUAUGUAAUGUGUCUAUACAUUGUCCUUAAGCAGGGGCGGAUAUUUAUAGUACAGAGUAUAUGUAUAUAUACACUCCUGAUCAAAAUCUUAAGACCAGUUAAAAAAUUGCAUGAAUUUGCAUUUUGCACUGUUGAAUCUUAGGAAGGUUCUAAGUAGAGUUUCAAAAUGCAGAAAGAAGAAAUGGGAACAAGAGACCAAACGUUGUGAGCAGGCAAUUUAUUGAAAACAACAAUUUAACUGAAGUAGGCUGUUCAUCAGCUGAUCAAAAGUUUAAGACCACAGCUCAAAAAAAAAAAAAAAACCUCCUUAAACAGAAAUUAAAGUGUCAAAAACUGACUCAGUAAUGAGUAGCUCCACCAUUAUUGUUGAUCACUUCAAAAUUCGUUUUGGCAUGCUUGAUGCAAGUGUUUCCAAAAGGCUAGUGCGAAUGUUGCACCAAGUGGUGAAGAUGGCUUCAAGAAGGGCAUCCACUGUCUGGAACUGAAGUCCAUUUUUGUAAACUUCCCUUGCCAUCAUCCCCAAAUGUUCUCCAUUGGAUUAAGAUCAGGGGAACACGCAGGAUGGUCCAAAAGAGUGAUGUUAUUCUCCUGGAACAAAGUCUUGGUCAGAUGGGCAUUGUGAAUUGGAGCGUUGUCCUGCUGAAAAACGCAGUCGUUACCACACAGACGAGGGCCCUCAGUCAUGAGGAAUGCCCGCUGCAACAUCUCCACAUAGCCAGCUGCUGUUUGACGCCCCUGCACAACCUGGAGCUCCAUUGUUCCAUUGAAGGAAAAAGCACCCCAGAUCAUGAUUGCGCCCCCUCCACUGUGGCGCGUAGAAAACAUCUCAGGUGGCAUCUCCCUGCCAUGCCAGUAACGUUGGAAGCCAUCAGGACCACCAAGGUUAGAUUUUUUCUCGUCAGAGAAUAAAACUUUCUUCCACCUUUGAAUGUCCCAUGUUUGGUGCUCCCUUGCAAAGUCUAAACGGGGAAUUUUGUGGCGUUGAAGGAGACCUGGGCUUUGAAGAUGUUUCUUGUUUUUGAAGCCCUUACUUCGCAGAUGCCGUCUGAUGGUUAUUGGGCUGCAGUCAGCACCAGUAAUGGUCUUAAUUUGGGACGAGGAUCGUCCCGUGUCUUGACGGACAGCCAUUCGGAUCCUCCGGCUCAGCGCCGGUGAGAUUUUUUUGGGUCUACCACUUGUUUUUUUUGUUCCAUAACCCUGAGGAUCUUUUAAGAAAUGCAAAAUGACUGUCUUACUGCGUCCAACCUCAGCAGCGAUGGCCCGUUGUGAGAGGCCUUGUUUAUGCAGUUCAACAAUCCUAGACGGUGAGCUUUUUUGCCUUUGCCAUCAAGAGAUCUUCAAAGUGUGAUUACUUGACAGGAAAUGACAUGGAAUCCAAAGUUUUGCACAGAUUUUGGCUUUUAAAGGCUGUGGUCUUAAACUUUUGAUCAGCUGAUGAACAGCCUAUUUGAGUUAAAUUGUUGUUUUCAAUAAAUUGCCUGCUCACAACUUUUGGUCUCUUGUUCCCAUUUCUUCUUUCUGCAUUUUGAAGCUCUACUUAGAACCUUCCUAAGAUCCAACAGUGCAAAAUGCAAAUUCAUGCAAUUUUUUAACUGGUCUUAAGAUUUUGAUCAGGAGUGUAUAUACUUUGCUGGUACUGACAAUAGGGUCCUUGUGAUGUGCUAGGCCCCUGUCACCUGGCUCUCUCCCUGGAUAUCAAUCAAUCAAUCAAAUUUCAUUUGUAUAGCCCAUAUUCACGAAUUACAAUUCAACUCAUAGGGCUUUAACAGGGUGUGACAUCCUCUGUCCUUAACCCUCAGCAAGAGUAAGGAAAAACUACUAA